AUGUCUGUGUUCUCGGCUGUCAAGAUCCCACAUCCUCCUCUCCAUGGCCUCAGAUCCAAAAGUUUUGUAGAGCAGCGUCCUUCAUGCCUCAGAUCCAAAAGUUUUGUAGAGCAGCGUCCUUCAUGCCUCAAGACAAGCCAUCCUUUCUUGGGUUCAAUUGAGAGAAUCCCCAUUCUUCCAAGAAGAAGUUCUAUUUCAAAUCAUCCUCGUGCUUCAUCUCCAACCAGCAUUGUAACCAUUUCGGAGCUCAUCAAGGAGAAGAAGUCCAAGUCCGCUGUAUCCGACCUAAUCAAAAACCCCAAUGGUUACAAGCAACAGGUUCCCAAUAAGCCAGAACCUCCCCCAGCUCCCCCUUUCCCUCAUUCGAGCUCUCUCUUGAAUUUGCAGUUGAUCACAAGAGAAGUGGGCCUUGAGCUUUAUGAGGACAUGGCCCUCGGUCGCUCCUUUAAGGAUAUGUGUGCCCAAAUGUAUGACAAAGGUAAAGUGUUCGGCUACGUCCACCUCUACAAUGGUCAAGAAGCUGUCUCCACAGGCUUCAUCAAGCUCCUAAAGCAAUCAGACUCGAUUGUCAGCGCUUAUCGAUGCCAUGUCCAUGCUUUAAGCAAAGGGGUCCCAGCAAGAGCUCUUAUGAGUGAGCUUUUUGGCAAAACCACUGGUUGUUGCAGAGGCCAAGGUGGGUCAAUGCAUAUGUUCUCGAAAGAGCACAAUCUGCUCGGUGGCUUUGCUUUUAUUGGAGAAGGCAUACCAGUUGCUACUGGUGCUGCCUUCUAUUCAAAAUAUAGGAGAGAUGUGCUCAAAGAGAAGUGCGAUGAUGUGGCUUUAGCCUUUUUUGGAGAUGGAACAUGUAACAACGGCCAAUUCUUUGAGUGCUUGAACAUGGCGGCUCUAUGGAAAUUGCCCAUUGUUUUUGUGGUGCAGAAUAAUCUGUGGGCCAUGAAUACGUCACAGUUGCGGGCUACAAGUGACCCCGAGAUUUGGAAGAAGGGGCCAGCAUUUGGGAUGCCGGGCAUUCACGUUGAUGGGAUGGAUGUGUUGAAGGUCAGAGAGGUGGCAAAGGAGGCGAUAGGGAGAGCCAGGAGGGGAGAGGGGCCGACGCUUGUUGAGUGUGAGGCAUACCUGCUCAGAGGGCACUCAGUGCUUGACCCUGAUGAGCCUCCUGAUCGGGCUGAGAAAGCACACUAUGUUACAAGAGACCCAAUAAAGGCCCUAAAGAAGUACAUUGUAGAGAAGAAGCUAUCAAAUGAAUCAGAGUUGAAGGCUAUUUAGAAGAAGAUCGACGAGGUAGUUGAAGAUGCAGUUGAAUUUGCCGACAAAAGCCCUCUUCCAUCUCGAAGCCAGCUCCUUGAGAAUGUGUUUGCUAACCCAAAAGGCUUUGGUAUUGGACCUGAUGGAUGGUGCAGAUGCGAGGACCCUAACCAUGCUGGAGGAGUUCCUUUGAACAAAUCUCUUUACACAACUAGUUACAUGUUGCUAACUUCUGCCACUGCAGGGCUCCUCUACUAUGCUAUAUAUUUAUUGGUUGAUGUAUAUGGUUACAAGCAACCAACAUUUUUAUUUGAAUGGAUGGGGAAGCAUUCCUUGAGUAUCUUCAUUCUGGUCGCGUCGAACAUGGCUAUAAUCGCAGCUCAAGGCUUCUACUGGGCUAAGCCAGAAAAUAAUAAUAUUCAUUGGAUCAUGUCACAGGUUUCACCCAAAUGAUGUGUACUAUGUUUUGCGUUGCUCCCUUCGAUUUUUCAUGUAUGUGAGAUAUUUUUUAUCACAAAUGAAUUUGAGCAUCUUGAAUUCUUGACCUGAGGAAGGGUAAAAGAUACUUAUUUGUCUUACCCCAUUUAAGUUUCAACAACUUAAGCUUCACUAUUUUACUGUUGUAUAACAUCUUUCUAGGACUAUGGUAGUAGACCGGAUUGAACAGCGAUAA
Molecule: messenger RNA, 1918 nt
Organism: Amborella trichopoda
Lineage: Eukaryota; Viridiplantae; Streptophyta; Magnoliopsida; Amborellales; Amborellaceae
Source: RefSeq, a predicted model, not a curated record